UAUGGGAGAACCUGCUCAGACUCGGAGAGUACAGCCGUGGGGUACCUGUGGGCGAGGGUUGUGCUGUUCUGGUGCGGGGGCCUAGUCCGUUAUUCUUCGACAUGGGCAUCAGGGACGCCGCAAGUUUCACCAGGGGGUUGGUGGGGCUGAUAAUGCUGGCAUCAUGACUUCGUAAUGCAAAAAAAUAGGGGGUUGGGAGAAAACUAUUCCUACGGACCUUGGUCCUUCGCUAUUCGUAUGAUCCCGAAGAUGCUUGAGACGGCACACAAGCAUGCAGUCAACCCAAGGCCCGUCAUUGUUGCAAGCGACGUGCACUAUUGGACGAAGAUCGAAAAGGAUGACAUCGCUUCUCCUGGCAUCCUCGCGGAGCUGUCAGAUAAGGAGCAUUGCACAGAAGAGGCAAUGACGCAUCGAUAUCAUGAUACCAAACUGUUCAAUGUCCUCUUCUACCAAGAUCUUCAACCCCGUGUCUUCCCACCGUCAGCUCUGUCGCACCCUGGACUUUCUUUCUCAGGCCUUGGAUCUGGUGUCUCUGCAGGGAAGGCAAAUACCUGCGACGAGGCGAGAGGAACUUGCGUUCAGUACGGAAGAAGGAAUACCGGCAGCUGGUAUACGAUGCUGUAGACUUGGCAAGUAUAUUCGUAUGUCUGAGGCCGUGAGGGAGAGCGACAUUGUCAACUUGUGCAGGAAGACGCUGUUUAUUCUCUGAAGGCUGCCAAAUCAGUGGCUGUCCGUCUAGACAUUUCUAUAGUGCUUACUGUUGGAUCUCGUCGCCUGUCAAGGUGUAUCA
Desarmillaria tabescens is the source of this 790-nucleotide messenger RNA. RefSeq lists its product as uncharacterized. Lineage: Eukaryota; Fungi; Basidiomycota; Agaricomycetes; Agaricales; Physalacriaceae. Bases 175 to 624 code for a protein of 149 amino acids. The transcript is spliced from 6 exons. The record is from RefSeq and is a predicted model, not a curated record.